ACUUUGCUAUUAUCCGGGAUUACCCCCAUACACCAGCAGCUUGCGUGGACAAUGGCUCUUCUCCUCAACCAUCCCGAAGCCAAGAACAAGGCAACCUCCGAAAUAAACACUGUGGUGGGCUCCAACCGCCUCCUUGACAACUCGGACCUCCCCAACCUCCCCUACCUCCGCAGCGUCAUCAAAGAAUCCUUGCGGCUCUGCUCCAUAGAUCCCCUCCUCGUCCCUCACGAAUCAAGAAACGAGUGCACCGUGGACGGCUUCCAUGUCCCUUCAGGCACUAUGCUGAUUGUGAAUGUGUACGCGGUGAACAGAGAUCCUGAGCAUUGGGUUGAUCCAACCAGUUUCAAGCCCGAAAGGUUCUUGAAUGCCCAGGAGAACAAAGAUUUUGAGUCCGCGUAUUUUCCCUUUGGGAUUGGUAGGAGGAUUUGUCCUGGGUCGGGUCUGGCCAUGAGAGUGAUGCUCAUGGUUUUAGGGAGUUUGCUUCAGUGCUUUGAGUGGGAGAGAGUAGGAGAGGAGCUUGUCGACAUGAGCGAGAGCCGGGGGUUUGAUGUGUGUAUGCGCAAGCCUUUGAUGGCCAAGUACAAGGCUCGCCGCUUCAUGCUGCCUCUCUUCUCUUAG
This is a messenger RNA of Asparagus officinalis (garden asparagus), 618 nucleotides long. Its product is annotated as cytochrome P450 81D11-like. The record is from RefSeq and is a predicted model, not a curated record. Lineage: Eukaryota; Viridiplantae; Streptophyta; Magnoliopsida; Asparagales; Asparagaceae. The transcript is spliced from 2 exons. Gene Ontology annotation, molecular function: heme binding; iron ion binding; monooxygenase activity. Bases 52 to 618 code for a protein of 188 amino acids.